Molecule: messenger RNA, 117 nt
Organism: Henningerozyma blattae CBS 6284
Lineage: Eukaryota; Fungi; Ascomycota; Saccharomycetes; Saccharomycetales; Saccharomycetaceae
Gene: OST4
Product: olichyl-diphosphooligosaccharide--protein glycotransferase OST4
Exons: 1
Coding region: 1-117 (38 amino acids)
Source: RefSeq, a predicted model, not a curated record
AUGAUCUCUGAUAACCAAUUGAACUCCUUAGUUAUUUUCUUUGGUUUGACCAUGAUGACUUUAAUCGUUAUUUAUCAUGUUGUGGAUUCUACUUUCAAUGAAAAGAAAAACAAUUAA